Messenger RNA from Purpureocillium takamizusanense, 3102 nucleotides. Its product is annotated as Glycerol-3-phosphate dehydrogenase. Gene Ontology annotation, biological process: glycerol-3-phosphate metabolic process. The transcript is spliced from 2 exons. Gene Ontology annotation, molecular function: glycerol-3-phosphate dehydrogenase (quinone) activity. The coding region runs from base 830 to 2860 and encodes 676 amino acids. Gene Ontology annotation, cellular component: mitochondrion; glycerol-3-phosphate dehydrogenase (FAD) complex. Lineage: Eukaryota; Fungi; Ascomycota; Sordariomycetes; Hypocreales; Ophiocordycipitaceae. The record is from RefSeq and is a predicted model, not a curated record.
CGGAGACGAGUUCGUGGUGAGUUCAAUAGUCCGCCGGGGGAGGACGGGACGAGAAGCUGGGGGGAAAAGGUCGACCGACACACAUACAGAUGCGUGCUCGGUGCUCGCUCGGGGAACCCCAAGCACUCUCGCAACGAAAGACACGCGCGUCGGAGCGAAGGGGGCCAUCAUAUCUAUCUCGAGACGUUCGCCCACUGCUGCUCCCCACCCACCGGGCGAUGAUGUCACGGAUGCCCCCCGAGACACGCCGGCAAGGCAAGCUUUGACUCGGGGAGAGCUAAAGAUUGAAAGCACCUGACUUUCACCCGCAUGCCUACGUACUGUACUGUACUGCAAAAAAAAUAACACGUGGGCCAACGACACGCACACGGACCUGCCCGUCCGUGUGAAUAGGAAAAAAGUAGUGCACACGAGUGAGCGACAAGGUGCUUUUCCCGGGUGGCUGCGCCGUGGUGCUCCCGACUCCCGCGCGUCCUUGACGCCUGUGAUCCAUUUUCCACAAAUAAAGUCUCGCGACGGCAUCGGCACUUCUUUGCCCGGCACCCCUGCUCUUUUCCCCCCCCCCCCGCAAAAAGCCCCCCCCCCCCCCCGGUCCUCAAUAUCAGCCCGUGUCUCUCUCACUUGCUGGUUGCCUCUCUUUCUUUCUCUUCUCCCGCUCUCUCUCGCUGGCUUUGCAACUGCCGGGCUAGUAUAUCUGUUUUCAACCACGCCGCGACGAUCGUCAGCCAUCCUCGCCGUCUCCCCAACUCCAACUUCAAACCUCACCCCCCCCGAGCGACUCCAUCACCAACCGAGCCAGCUUGAGUGAGCGCCUCUCCCCCUCGGCACCAUGCCGCCGCGCUUCUCUCGAGUAUGGCGGCCCCUCGCCGCGGCCACCGUCGUCGCCGCUGGCGGUGGCAUUGUCUACAGCCGCGCCAACGCCCAUCGCUCCCACGAUAAGCCCCUCGUCGAGCUUCGCCGCGACGCCUCGGGCCGCAUCGUUCCUCCCAAGUUCCAGGACAUAAAGUCCCGCGCCGAGCAGCUUGCCGACCUGAGACGCAACGGCGCCAGCCAGGACACCGAGUACGACCUGCUGGUCAUCGGCGGCGGCGCCACUGGCACCGGCAUCGCCCUCGAUGCCGUCACCCGCGGCCUCAAGGUCGCCCUCGUCGAGCGCGACGACUUCUCCGCAGGCACCAGCUCCAAGAGCACCAAGCUCGUCCACGGUGGCGUCCGCUACCUCGAAAAGGCCAUCUGGAACCUCGACUACCCCCAGCUGCAGCUCGUCAUCGAGGCCCUGCGCGAGCGCAAGGGCUUCCUCGACAUCGCCCCCCACCUGUCCAGCUCCCUGCCCAUCCUGCUGCCCCUCCAGCGCUGGUGGCAGGCCCCGUACAUGUGGAUCGGAUGCAAGACGUACGACCUGCUCGCGGGGUCCCAGGGUCUGGAAAGUUCCUACUUUGUGAGCCGGGCCAAGGCUCUCAGCUCGUUUCCCUUGCUGCGCAAGGAUAAUCUCGUCGGUGCCCUCGUGUACUACGACGGCCAGCACAACGACUCCCGAAUGAACGUCUCUCUCGCCCUCACUGCUUCUCUCUACGGCGCCACCGUGCUCAACCACGUCGAGGUUACCUCGUUGGAAAAGGACGCCAACGGCAAGAUCUGCGGCGCUAAGGUCCGCGAUCUGAUGGCUGGCGACGAUGCCGCCAAGGAGGACUUUGCCGUGCGCGCCAAGGGUGUCAUCAACGCUACCGGACCCUUCACCGACGCCAUCGAGCGCAUGGACGACCCUAACCGCCCGCCGAUCGUUGCUCCGGCCUCUGGCGCGCACAUCAUGCUUCCCGGAAAGCUCUGUCCCAAGGGCAUGGGCAUGCUUGAUGCCGCCACCUCGGACGGUCGUGUUGUGUUUGUUCUGCCUUGGCAGGGCAUGACGGUUGCCGGAACUACGGACAAUGCUUGUCCGGUCGAGCGGGAGCCUGUGGCUCGCGAGGAUGAUGUUGCCUUCAUCCUGAAGGAAGUCAGCAAGCUCCUGGAGCCCAAGUCCGUCCUUACCCGCGAUGAUGUUCUGGCCACCUGGUCUGGCAUUCGACCUCUCGUCAAGGACCCCAAGGCUGGCAACACCGAGUCUCUGGUUCGCAGCCAUCUCGUCACCGUCUCCGACUCUGGCCUCCUCACCUGCGCCGGCGGCAAGUGGACCACGUACCGCCAGAUGGCCGAGGACGCCGUCGAUGAAGCCAUCAAGACGUUCAACCUGACCCCCAAGCACAUCACCCUCCCCGACAUCACCGGCGCCGGCCUCCCCGGCUUCACCACCAACGGCGCCUGCGUUACCCGAAUCACCCCCGUCCUUGGCUCCCACGGUUACUCGACGCAGCUGCCCUCGCAGCUCACCCAGGUCUACGGCGUCGACGCCGACAUCGCCCACCACCUCGCGACCAACUACGGCGACCGCGCCUGGUCAGUCCUCGGCAGCGCGCCCGACGCCAUCGUGCGCCUGGCGCCGUCCUUCCCCUUCAUCGAGGCCGAGAUCCGCCACGGCGUCCGCAGCGAGGCCGCCUGCACUGCCGCCGACGUCAUCUCGCGCCGCACCCGCCUCGCCUUCCUCGACGUCGACAGCGCGCUCAAGGCCCUGCCCCGCGUCAUCGACGUCAUGACCGAGGAGCUGAGCUGGAGCGAGGCCCGCAGGGAGCAGGAGUGGACCGAGACGGUGCACUUUUUGCGGAGCAUGGGUCUCGAGGAGGCGCGCAUGGCGGUCACCCGGGACGAGGUCCUGAGCGGUGACGCCAAGGCACAGAGAACAAGGCGCGAUGACGGCGCCGCCAAGGGCGUCAAGGUCGGCGGUGGCCGCGAACUGGAGGCCCCUGGCGCGCUGGCCUCGGGUGCUUAGAAGGCGGUGCGAGUUGAGUGACCUCUGGGGUUUGGCGUGAUGGCCCCCCCUUUUCGUUUUUGCUUUUCCUCUAGGUGUACGGAGUUGGGCUGGGGGAAACACGUUAUAGUAUUGCAUAGCAUUGCCUGUGCCCAGUCUGCGGACUGCUGAAUCUUUUUACUUUUUCUUUGGGUUCUUUCCCGGCUGCUGGAUAUGUAGAAGACAUAGACUGCCAGACAUGAACAAAACUUCAACAAGGACGC